AUGUCAGACAUGGAAGAUGUUUUGGAUAGGCAAGAGCGAGAAAGGCGAGCAAGAAUGCGCAGAAGAGCUGCAAGCAAAAGGGCGCAGAGAGAACUAGAUGAGCAACUUGGUGUGGCCGUUGCUUUGAUGGAGGAAGAAAACCAGAGCCGUCGUGGUUCACGAGAAGGCCGGGCAUCUUCAUUUCUCAUAGAGUGGCGUCUCGUUCAAGACUACCGUCGGACCCGUUGGAAUAAUUUGGAAUUUCUUACAAUUCUUCACCACCUCCCAACAAUGGAAUUUCAUCUCAUUGCCCGAUACGGGACAAUGACUAAUGUGGAGCCAAGACUCACACAAGCUAACAUCUUCCAUGACACUCCAUGCCCCUCCGGUUUCACUAGAAGAACCCAUAAAUUUUUCUAG
This is a messenger RNA of Prunus armeniaca (apricot), 399 nucleotides long. NCBI's taxonomy places the organism in Eukaryota, Viridiplantae, Streptophyta, Magnoliopsida, Rosales, Rosaceae. The record is from the annotation of a GenBank genome assembly.